This is a messenger RNA of Solanum dulcamara, 770 nucleotides long. RefSeq names its product indole-3-acetic acid-induced protein ARG7-like. The transcript has a single exon. Lineage: Eukaryota; Viridiplantae; Streptophyta; Magnoliopsida; Solanales; Solanaceae. Gene Ontology annotation, biological process: response to auxin. The coding region runs from base 167 to 622 and encodes 151 amino acids. The record is from RefSeq and is a predicted model, not a curated record.
UACAAUUUCAAACACAUAAACUUCAAAUUCUGACUCCAAUUGUGGUCUCUGAUGACAUGCACUCAAACUCUAUAUAUAUCUGCCCCUUCCUACCCUUUUAAACCCUGCUUUCUCAUCCAACACUUCCAAACAUUACAAAAAAAUAAUAUACACUCCCCAAAGAAAAAUGUCAGCCUGCAGCAAAAUCCGUCACAUUGUAAAGCUCCGCCAAAUGCUUCAACGCUGGAGGAAGAAGGCCUCUACAACGUCGUCCCGUCGCCGCGUCCCGACCGACGUGCCCUCGGGUCACGUAGCGAUUACAGUGGGCGCCAAUUGCAAGAGAUUUGUUGUCCGUGCCACUUAUUUAAACCAUCCAAUGUUCAAAAAAUUGUUGUCACAAACAGAGGAAGAAUAUGGUUUUACUAAUUCUGGCCCAUUAGCCAUUCCUUGUGACGAAUAUUUAUUCGAAGAGUUACUUCGUUACUUGGCUCGAUUCGACUCCGUUAACAACAAUAAUAAUAAUACGAUACCGUUGGUGAAAUAUUUUGAAGAUUUUCAAAGAUAUUGUCGCAUUGAUAUUCGAAGUGAUAUUGAUUUUUGGGGAGAUUCUAGGCCACUUUUGCAUAAUAAGUCUGUAUGGUAAAUUGGUAAUCCACCAGAGAAGAAUCAAGAUGUUAAGUCGAUGAAUACAGACAGCCAUGAGAAUGUGAUUGGAGAUGGCAAGAAAGUGGACGAGCUGAUUAGUCCACACAGAGUCGUCCCACAUUUCGAAUAAGAGUGAAAUUCAAGAG